AUGCUCAACCACAUCCUUCUAGCAGCAUGGCUCGCUCAAGCAUAUGCCUCACCUCUCAGCCCACGAGCAGCAGUAACGCCUAAAUUCAAAUCUGCCACCUACCUUGGAAAUGUCACCGACCCAGCAUUGGACCGCGACUCGUGCGGCUCCGUGCGAAUAGGAACCCGAGCUUUCUGGACAUGUCGCGACACAAUGGUCUACAAUACACAAACCGGCCAAGAUCAGCUCCCCAUCAUCGUGAGCACAGCAGGCUGGACAGACGCCGUAGCCAAUACUGGUGGGCCCGCAAUCAAAAAGACAGGCGGCACAGUCGGUGCAGCUUCGAACGGCAAAGGCCCAAUCCUGCAGAUGUACGGGAACAACGUCAACUCUCUGAAAGAGUACUUCCCCAUCGCGAGCGACAACUGCAACACCAACCACGGCUUCUGCUCCGACGGCUCGAGAUGGGCAAUCUGGCCAGACUCCCCACCCUUAGUCACAGCAUCCAGCUCCAGCAGCAUCACUGCCUACAACUGGAUCCCACGAGCGCACAUCCAAGGCCUCACACUCCUGAACCCUAGCCAAGCAUACUCCCUCUACCGCACCACCUACACAAGCACCUCCAACAAAAACACACUCCCCACCGCCACCCUCGUAGCAACCGAGUUCUGGAAAGCCGGCGAAAUCGGCUUCGGCGACUACGGCGGCGUAGUCAAGAACGGCUACGCCUACCUCUACGGCCAAAACUUCAACCACAAUGGCACUUUCAUCGCCCGCGUGCCCACCGGCUCGGUUGAGAAACGCUCCGCCUACCAAUACUAUAACGCGUCCACCUCAACCUGGUCCUCCACCCUCCCCUCCAUCAAUGACACCACCGCCGUCAUCCCCAACGCCGGCGCCGGCGGCCAGGGAACAUUCUACUACUCCAACUACUACAAAUCGUACAUAUGGCUCGGCCAAGCGGCGCUGGAGCCCGUGGCAAAUUUCUACAUCUCGACGGCGCCCGCGCCGGAGGGGCCGUGGAUUCUGCCGUACAAGCUGUGGCAGGGGCAGAACGGGAAUGGGUUUGUGGGAGCGUAUUCAUUGCAGGCGAAUCCGGCGUUGUUGCCGAGCACGGAUGCGAGUGAGAAUGCGAUCUAUUUGACGUAUACGCAGCCGUGGACCACUGGCCCGUAUGUGACGCCUUUGGUGUAUUUGACGUUGCAGUAG
Zasmidium cellare ATCC 36951 is the source of this 1188-nucleotide messenger RNA. RefSeq lists its product as uncharacterized. Bases 1 to 1188 code for a protein of 395 amino acids. The record is from RefSeq and is a predicted model, not a curated record. The transcript has a single exon. Lineage: Eukaryota; Fungi; Ascomycota; Dothideomycetes; Mycosphaerellales; Mycosphaerellaceae.